AUGGCCGCCAUCUUUAGGUUAGCUGUUCGUUUUGUUACCGAUGUUAUUAUUUUUGUAUUUAAGGCUAAAUAUAAUUUCUCGGUUUUAAAAAUCGUUGUUAAAAGUUAGGGAAUUAGUAGACAGUAACAGUAAUGAUAUAAUAUAGUUGGUGUUUCUAUAGUGACAUAAAAUACAAAUGUUGUUCCAUUUGUUUGAAACCCCAGUUUCGUCUGCUGACAUUUCCAGAGUGAACUGGCUGAGGACUGGUCCCUAGCUGGUGAUUUAAGUUUGCUGUGUACACGUCACCACGUCGGUCCCAUCAGUGAUCAAGUUAGCAGGGGCGGGAGCAGGUGGUGGUGGGGGGGGCUCGGACGGCGGCCCCCCACACCAAUCCUGCAUGGUCCCCCCCUGCCUCAGGGCUUCUUCUGCCACUAUCAUUCCCUGUGGUGGAAACGCUCCCUCCAAUCCGCUCUCUAUUCCUGUCAGCAGUAAUAAAACAUCUGAUGAAGGCAUGAGCCUCAUCGUUCAGCUAGGAACCACUAGUGUUGGGUAUACUCCGACAUUGACUACAGCGGUGGUAAGCUCAGGACCUGCAAAUCGCUCUGUUAACUACCGGCCGCAACCAACCACCGGGCAACCACCCACAGGUGUGGCCAAGCACAGAUUGCCCAUGCAGAUUAAUCGGCAGCCCCAGGCAAACAGGGCACUUCUCCAGCAACAUGCGGCACUACCCGCUCGGAACAUUGCAGCUCUCGCACGACCCAUUGUACAGGCUAUUGCAUCCACAACUGUUUCCAAGCCUGUACCUGUACAGUGUGCGCCCUCCCCCACAAUCGCUGGUCGUGUACUAGCCAGUCCAGUCAAGGAUUCAAUGUUAGACGAUGAUCUUCUUGAGGGAGUCGUUGAGAAGAGGCCAAAGUAUCAUAAACAUUUACCUCUUAACUAUCAGUACGUACUACAAGAUCACAACUAUGGAGCGCCACCACCCCCCACGCCUGCCUCCCCUCCUAAGCCUCUGGUUAAUGGUGUCUCAACUGCAAACGGCCUUGCUCGUGGUCAAUCACCUGCCUCACAGCCACCCAACUAUGGCAAUAACACAUUCGGAGCUAACCGUGUUUCCAAGAGUGUUCAGCCUCCCACAACCCCCACAAUAUUUAAUAGUACAACGAUGUCGAAUGUGUUUGGUAUCGGGACACGAUUACAGACUACGGUGGCUCCAGCUGAGGAGAGCGAUGUGGAGAGUUCUGACAAUGAGCGGGAGCCAGAUCCCCAGGGCGAGGAGACUGAAACGGCUAAUGAGGGUGAGGAGAAUGAGGAUGACAGUAUCACCAGGUGUAUUUGCGAUUUUCAACAUGACGAUGGUUACAUGAUUUGCUGUGACAAGUGCUCAGUAUGGCAACAUGUGGACUGUAUGGGCAUUGACCGUACUAACAUCCCUGAUGAGUAUCAGUGUGAAAAGUGUCAGCCACGGCGCAUCGACAAACAGAAGGCUAUUGCACUGCAGAUGCGCAAGAAGAAAGAGUUGUUGGACACCUCUGACUCUUCUAGCGACACUUCAUCCAGCUCUGAUACCAAUGUACCAGUACGUAAGCCAAAUUUGCCAGUGAACAACAGAAGACGUAGUGAGCCUGCACAGCGUAAGAAUAGCACUUCUGGCAAUAAGCAAAGACGCGAGUCAGCCAAAGAAGUACAUUCUUCUGCUCGCAACAACCGCCAGACUUUCAGAAAAAAACAGGCUGAGAAAAAGCCUCCUGUCAGAAGAAAGAGCACGCAGCCACCACCACUGAGCAGUCCCCCGCUAACAUUAGAGAAGAGCUCUCCAGUGGACAAGAAGCCAGUGAUGACUGGAGUGGAACAGUUGCGUCAAUGGAUAGACAGCUACGAGGAGGCAGUGACCAACCAUUACAGUCCUGAGUUGCGUGCCCGCAUUGCCAGCAUCAAGGUGAACGGGAUACAUUCGGACUUGAAGUUGCCCUCCAAUUUGUCUACAACACCCAAGGUUCGGGUCUCUCUGCUCCCAUCUGGCGUCAAGAUCCUGCUGGCAACAGUGUCCAUGUCAAGCAACCAGCCGUUAGUGGAGCUGCGAGGCAAGUACAUGUUGUGUGGAUCAGGACCAUCGAAUAGGCCUCCACGUCCUGCAGUGCCUCCCCCUGGACCCUACAUCUUCCACUAUAAGCUUCCUCGUGACAACACAGAGGUCUGCGUGGAUGCCAGGACCUAUGGCAAUGAUGCCAGAUUUGUCAGGCGUUCUUGCAAACCUAAUGCUGAAAUGAGGCAUUGUAUUGAGAAAGGAGCUCUACAUUUGUACCUGGUGACAACUAAAGCAAUAGAUAAAAAUGGAGAGAUCAUGAUAGGCCUGACUCCAGGUCUGGGUUGUGGGUUCUGCGGUGAGAAAUGUAGUACUGUCUCCACACCAGUCUCCCCCUCUGACCUGACAAACCAUAAGAGUGUCAACGGCCUCAUUUCUCCCAACAGUACCAACAACAAUAACAAUAACAACAAUACUCAGAUCUCUGACAAGCGCCGUAGGGGACGAAGACGGACAAUGUCUGAAAACUUAUCUCCACCUAAGGCCUCCCCAAAACCUGCUCCAAAGCAACCUCCAAAGUCUCAAGCACCCAUCAAGAUCUCUCCUAUUCCAAAACCAACUCCCAAGGUUGUUCCGUCUGUUAGAGUGCCUACCCCACCUCCCAGAGUGCCGACACCUCCCCCCCCGGAACCAGUAGUGGAGCGGGUCCCUACACCUCCACCACCACCCCCUCCACCAGCCCCACCGUCCCCUCCACCACCAGCCCCUACCACACGCAGUGCUGCAUCUAAUGCGGCUCGCAAGCCACCACCUACCCUGCCUAAAAAGGAAUCAUCACCUGAACAUAUUGCAAGUACCAGACAGCUGAAGAAGGAAGCUGCAGAUAAAAAAAAUAAAAUGACUCGGGAGGAGAGAAAGAUGGAAGCUAUAAUGAAAGCCUUUGAACGAAUGGAGAAGGACCAGGCCAGGAAGCAGGAGGCUCAAGCCCGGCAGACCCAGAGGAAGGACUCUACAGAAACUGACUCAAAAUCAAUUCCUGUUGAAUCCAAGGAGAAAGAAAAAGAUAAGGAUAAAACCAGUGAUAAAGAGGAAUCCCCAAUCAACAACAAAAAUUCACAAAGAAAGAGAAAGUUUUCAGUCAGCAGCAAGAGGAAAGGGAGAGGCAGAUCUCAGAGUACACCUCAACCUGUGCUGAGGCCCCGCCGCACCUUGCGACGUAGUCAACCUACUCGUGAGCGAACCCCAGAAUCUGGAGAGUCCUCAGACGAGUCACCAGUACGUUCGCCCACCCCGCCACCUCCUAGUGCUCCCUCUUUACAUGACCCUGCUGCAGCUGGUCUCCUCGUCGAGUUCUCAAAGAGCUACGAGAGUCCACCGCACAAUCAGAUCAACACUAGCUCUAGCAGUGGCGAGACACCGCCCACUCCUAUGUCCAAGACAGCCUUGCUGGUGGCAGCAGCAGUCGGACCUCUCGCCCCUGGCUUCAAGUUUCCAAAAACUAAGAAGGGGUUAAUCAACUCAUGGCUCAAAUCUCCAGAGAGCUCCCCUACUGCUCAGCCAGAGGAGAUGAUGUUGCGGGGACAAGGUUUUGGAGCUACCAAAAAGCGUUGGCUGCGGCAGGCUAUCAGUGAGGAGUGCGACUCUCCCAACAGUCGGCCUGACAUAUCCAACUCUCCAACUGAGCAUGCAGCCCCGCUAAAGAAACGUCGGCUGGCACGAGAAUCAAUCUCAGAGGACCACUCAUUUACUCCUCCUACCACCCCCACCCACACAGCAGAGGCGCUCAGCCAGAUGACAGAUGAAGAGGACACUGUCUCUUCUCCGCAAGAUAACUUAAAGCCAACUGAAGAAUGUCCAGAUGAUGGGUGUGGGAGCAGCCAGGAUUCAGAAGGACCUGAUUCCCCACUCGCCCCCUCUCUCAAAACCAAGGAUGUAGAGAUGAAAAAUGAGAUAGAGGAAGAGACUGAAGAAUCUGAAGAUGACGAUAUGCAAGUAAAACACAAUAUGGAUCUAAAAGAAGAUUCAAGUGCUGAUUUAAAAUCUUUUGAUGGGAAAGAAGCAAAUGUGAAGGAGGAAAAUAAAGUGGAAGAAAUGGAAACAUUUAAAGAUGAUAAGGAGUUUGGUGUAGCACCUGAACCUGAUAGUAAUGAAGAGAAACAGCUAGCAAAUGCAGCUGCCAGUGCUAUCAAGCGGAAGUUGUCCAUUUCUGAGUAUCGGCAGCGCAAGCAGCAAGUGGGUGGGUCGGUCGGUGGGAGCACUCCUGGGAAACCGGAUGGCCCCUCUUCCCCUACCACAUCUGCCACUUCCUCGCUCAGCUCGUCUUCUUCAGAAGAUGAGGAUGAGGCACCUGCUGUUAUUGCCAAGUCCCUCAUGCUAGAGGCAGCACUGGACACCAGCCUUUCCAAGAAGCCAACAGCAGCAGCAACUCACCUCUUUGACUCUGCACCAACUCUGGUGGAACGUCAGCGGGAGAACCUCACUCAGAGGCUUAAACGGGAGUUUGGAUUGUUCCUCAGUGAUGAUGAGGAGCAAGAGAAAGCCAGAAAACAAGCCAAUGCUGAUUCCCUGAGCAAGGAGAAGGAGAAGGAGUGUAGUAAGAGAGAGAAGAAGAGCCUGCCCCCUCCUCCUCCACCGGCCGAGCCACCCACGCCUCAUUACCCGAUCGUGUUCUUCCCUGGAGUUGGGCACCCGAUUUACAACAACCGCUUCCCUACGCCACCUGCCCCUGUCGUCGAGCCAACCUUCUACAAUCCUUCUCCCUCCUAUUACAAUCAGUUGCCUCAUUAGCAGUUUGAAAAUUAUGAAUACCCUUCUCUCUUUAUAUUCCUGCUUGCCACUCUACACAUAUAAGAGGAGUGUGCGGCAGGUCCUGGCAUUGUACUUAAAAUUGGCAGAUAGUGAUGUGGCACUCACUGAUGAGUUCAACCGAUAGCUGUAGGAAACCGGCAAAGUCUAAAUCUGGCUCAGGCAAAACUAUCUUGUAUAAUAAAACUCAAUUAAUUGUAAAUACAUCACAUAUUAUCCAUCUUUUAACUCUGUACAGAAAGAUGUAAAAAUGAUUUAUUUAUAUUGUUCUUUAUUUUUAUAAUUAAAAAUAAAAUUAAGGAAAAACAGAGGAAUGAGUUUUUAUUAUGCAUAAAGCAAAUAAGUGUACAUUGAUACUAUGUAGCUGAAUAUAUCUUUGUACAAUUUGUUUGUUUUAAACAGAUUUGUAAAUAAGGUAAAGCUUUAUUAUGUCAUAUGGAGCACUGGAGUCAAACUUUUUGGGAAUAUUAAGUUUCAAUCUUGACCAUUUUAGUGUAAUAAAACUUUAAAAAUCUGUUAUGAGGAGUUUAUUUUUGUAUAUCAUACAAAAGUGGAUUUUACUUGAACCUGAUACAAAUUAGGUGCUUUCUGCCUCCUGGUAAUCUCAUGUAUGAUUAUGUUCUAGCAAAGUAGUACAAAAUGUUUUUGUUUUCCAGCGAUUUAAGGUUAUUUUUUAUUAUGUAUUUGUAUGUUUAAGUAUGGUAAUUUAGUUUACUGCUAAGAGGUUAAAUGUAAAUUUACGUGUUGUUGAAGCCACAUUAUUUAUAAGAUGGACAAGAAAUUAAUUAUUUUAUAAUAUGUGAAACAAAUAGUUAAGGCAAGUUCUGUGAUUUAGUGUUCUUAUGUAAACUUGUAAUUUUAUUUAUUUUUUGUAUUAUUCAAACUAACAAAUGUUCCAACUUCUUUUUUAUUUCUUGGACACUAAUACGUUAUUAAGGUUUUGGUUUUUUUCAGUAUUCUCACUUUGGUGGAUACUUUGAUUAUUAGCAUAAUUUUUUAUCAAAAAAUACUCUGUAGACAGUGAUAUUAUUAAAAAUGUGCUCUAAACUUAACAUGAUUGAACGAAAGUAAUUUUAUUAGCUACACCAAAUGUAAGUGCCAUUAGUUAUUUAUAUUAUUUUUUUAGAGUCCACUUUUUGGUUGUUAGACACAAUAAAUUAUAUGAUAGUCAUUCCUUAUGAGGUAAUUUCAGUUACAAUAAAACAAUAUCAGUACAAGCAUGGAGAGGUUAACAUCAUAUUUUACUGUAUAUAUAGCAUUUUUUAUUUAAAAUAAUUGUGUAGAAAAUAACUAUUUGAUCGAAUAGUACGUAAAAUUUUUGUUAUGUACAUAAAAGGUAGAAUAAAAUGAAAUUGAUGGAGAUUUUGUUAAAAGGGAAAUUCCUGUUUUGCAGUUGGUAGCAAUACUGUUCAAGUACCAAAUCCUUGCAUGGUGGCAAAUAAAAAUUUGUGUGAUGAGGAUGUAGACAUUCCAGACAUUCCCCAGCCAUUUAAAAAAAAUGUAAAAAACUAUAUCAAUUGUUAAUCAUAAAUCUUUUUACAUAUCUAAGAGAAAUGUAAUUUUGUCAAUUGUGACUAUUGUAAAUUACACCUUAAAAUUUGGGUAUAUAUAAUAAAAUAAUGUUGUGGGUAAUUGUAACAUUUUUAGAUUUCAUCUUUUUAGUAUUUUCAUUAAAAAUAAACUACAAUAGACUGUCAUUAGCCCAAGUUUAUAGUAUUAUGAACUGAAGAGGGCUGUGCUAAUUCAUCUUUUCAAAAUCAUUAAUGUGAAUUGUUGUUAUAUCCAUACAAAGAAUUAGGAUGCACCUUUCUAAUAUUGUAAUGUGGUGGUGGGUAGACCAUAUAUUGCAUAUUGAGAAAAGCCAGAUGGUUGGUGGUAUUGGUCAACUAAAUAACUGCAAACAUUGCUGUACAACACAAUAGUAUAUCUAUAACCGUGCAUCUGUUUGCCACCACAUGCAUGUUAAGUUACUCCCAAUCUUUCUGUGUAGUGUAUAUUAGAAGUUGUCAGCCCUCUUCUUCGAACAUAAAUUGUAGGGGGACGACUACAGUGAUGUAGUCAAUAUGUGAGUAGAAAGUUAAUCAGCUUUUGUUUAGUGAAUGAAGUACAUAUAAGAUGUUUUACAACUAACUAGUCUGUCACAGCUAUUCUUAUUUUUUUAAUUUCUACAAAAACAAAUUAUGUCAGAAUAUCUUACCAAUAAAAGAAUGUCUAUAUAAUAACACAUGUCUACAUUUUAAUGUAAUAAUAUACAAUUUACUGCAUGGUGAAACGUUUCACUUGGAACUAAAAUAUACAAAAAUAUGAAACCAUUUGUAUAUUACACAGCAAUUGUACUGUAGAAAAUGUCCACCAGAGUGAGAGAAUUAUGUACAAAUAGGAUUUUUUUCAUAUUAUUCAAUUGAGUGUUGUUCUUAAUAGUUUUAAGUUGUUAUAUGAGAAAACUCUUGAGUCCAAUGGGAUCGAAACAGGUGCAGCUAAAGUAUAACAUUCCCCACAGUUAUUGGUCUGGCUAGAAAAACAAGUUCCAUCUUGUAAAUACUGGUUUACUCAAAACGAAUUUUUCUCAUUGUUCACUAAAAUCUGUAUAAAACAAUGUUCAAAUAAUGUAGCUGGCAGUUUUUCUUGGUGUUGUGCAUAGUGCUCCUUUAAUCUUAGUAAUAAAAAAGCUUAAGAUAAUUUUGACAUGUUCACACGAGUUGGUCACUUUUAACAGCACGGUUCAAGUCACUCGUAGAAAUGUUAAAUGGACUUUGCUGUUAAGCCACAACGACGAUUGAGUUUAGCUCAAGCAGCAAAAAGUCCUGCUUUGGCUUAAGAUGUAUAUAAUAUUUUCAAAUUAAAAACAUGCAGAUUAUAAUUAUAUUCUAUUAAAAACCUAAUGAAAGAAUUUUGUCAAAGAGGAUCUCACACAAGAAACCUUAUCCCAUUCAAGUGGUUUAUAAUAACUUUUAUCCAUGAAGUGUCUACAUUAGAUUCUAUGUCCUUAACAUUUUCUUUGAUAAAAGAAGGAAAUAGAGCCUUUACUAAUUAAAUCCAAGUGAAUUUUAAAUUGUGGUAUAAGGAGGAAUACGUUCAAUAUAUUAAGUAAAUUUCAUAUUUUUAAUAGUAACGUAGUGUAUAUUGUAAAUAAAAAUGUUAAACAAGUAAGAUGUUAUAUAGUACUAAAGAACAUUGUUCUUGUUAUUAAUUCCCAAGAAUUUCAAUUCCAAAUUUUAUUUAGAUUUUUGCGUUGUUUGUUACUAAGAAAUAAGAAUAUAGCUUGAUUAUAAAGAAAUGUAUCACCAUUUGUACUGCUAGGAAUUGGCCAAUACAAAAAAAAACUCAAUUACAAUACAAAUACCAAAUUUGGUUUCGAAUCUGAGUUUGAUACUGAUUCCUGUAUAAAUAAUAACUGAAUAGUAACUUUAGAUAAGAUAGGAGUACCAUGCUUACCCUUACUGGUAGUGAUGGCAAACCCUAAAUUUUUGAAUCUUGAAUGCGAUUUCAAAUUUUCUAAAAUUUGUUCCUUAUUCUCUGAAUUUUGAAUCCUAAUAGCUUUUUUUAGCAUAAGUAUGCUUCAAUCAAAAUCAUCACCAAUCCAAUUUCUGUUAUUCUUAAAAGUUUGGAGACUGACCGAUAAUAUAAAAAGUAAUCUAAGAGUACCACUCAAUUUUAAAGAGAUUAAGGACAAAAUAGAUUUAUUUUUAAAACCACGUUAUAUCCCCUACCUAUAACUUUAAUUUAAUAUAUACACAGCAAACAUGUGGCAUUGCAUGAACAUAAAUAUAUAAAAUACAUUUUGAUAUUGGAAAUCAAUACCACAAGCGAUUGUACUGAUCAGUGGUCCAUGAAUACACAUGCCAUGAUAGUCAUUUUAACAUAUUACCAUUCAUGUAUUCUUAUAUAGAACAUAUUUAUACAUAAAUUGUGAGAUGAACAAUAAUUAGUAACCAUGCAGAGAAAGCGGAUGUCCAUGGGUAGAUGUAGCAGACUCUCGGUGAUGCACAAACAUAGAUAGGCAUAGAAAGUAGGAACUGCAAGCUAAUAUUUGCAAAAACCCAAUAAUUUGUUAACACUGCUCUGGUCACGACCACCUGACUCAUGCUGGUAGUGGACGGGUGAGCAUUACGUCACUAAUGAUGUUCUAUUUGUUGGGGUUAUUUAAUGUGGAAUUAAUAAAACCUAUUACUUUUAUGUUUUAUACAUUUCUACAAUCAAUUGAACAGCUAUAGUAACCCAACACAUACAGCUUCAUUAUCUUAAAAUGUAUUAAUGACAUUGUAAAAAGUUAAAAUGUACAAUUUUGAAGUAUCUUAAAUAAUUAAGUGAUAAGGUUUACUGGUAUUAACUUAACAGUAACAUUGAAAUAUUAUUUGGUUUAACUCAAAACACAAGAACUACAAUCUAGUCUUAGACAGAUCAAUUUUCAGUGUUCUUGUUCCUGUUGCAUUGGGCACAAAGUGUCCAUGUGUUCACCACAAAUUGGUGCUACAUAGGUUGUACAUCUCUUUGUCGUGUUUCUCACCUUGAUCAACUUUAGCGGUAUAGCUUCAAUUACCCAACUGCUGUCAGAAUCAUCUUAUUUGUCAUGUCUUGAAUAAAUUGAUUCCACAUCUUGAUUCCAUCAUCCACAGAAAAGUCACACUGCUGAAUGCCUAACUCUGAUCACUGCCAUCAUGCCAUCAGCAGACAAAUCUAAAACUAAUAAAUUAUCCUUCUCAUCAUUACGUACCCGACUGAAGCAUAAUGAAAAUAAAAAAAACUUAAAUAGUGAACUUGGAACACAAUAAUGUUCUGUUUUUGGCCAAUGUGUAUCAUCAUACAGCUGUCUAGUGUCGGUAACAAAAGAACUGUUUGGAAACAUGAUAACACCAGCGUGGCAGUUGAGCUCAAAAGUGGAUUGCCCAUGUUAACCCUCUCCCGUACAAGAGGACUGAAGUGGCCUGCCACUCUUAACUAUGCAAUAAGUUACUUCAUUGACAACUACUACACUCUAGAAUAAAAUAAUUUUAAACAGUGUACUUUAUAACAUUGACUUACGUAGCAGCAAUAUCAACUUAAGUAUUGUAAUGUUACAACUCGAACUCACUAUGAGGCAAUAAUACUAAUUUAUAACAACAAAUAAGCAUGUGCUAAAACGAAAAUAAACAGUUGACUGCGUUUACAAAAGAGUUUUAAAUAGUUCACAGUAUAAUAUAAUAUCUGGUUAUAAGUACAUAUGGUAGUUUUUAAAUUAUUACUUUGUUAUUUUUUUUUACAAUGUUAAUAUUAAAACUAAAAUAAUACCAUUACUGUACAUAUGGAUAGAAAGGAACUACAAAUAUUUUAUUUAUCACCUUAAAAUUCUUAAGACACAUUUUGGUACCUUAUUUGGUAUUAAUUUGAAAGACCAGCUUCUAAGCUUUGAAACUGUACUAAAACAUAAUUUAACUUUAAUUAUAACUUUUUUAUCAUGUGAAAAACUUUUUGCUAAAGCAGCUCGAUAAAUAGGUCUUUGCUACAGGUGCUUCAGAAUUACUUAGUGUGUACAGAAGAGGGUUAACACACUAGAAUGGUAGUUAACCCCUUAACUGCCACGCCUGUGUUGACUCUAGCGAUUGGGAUGUGGACUCAAUAUAUUAAUCAUAAUCUGACGUAAUGAAUUGGGAGAUUCUGAUGACAGUUUGGUAAAUAAAAAUGUUGCGAAAGUUAAUUGUGGUGACAAGAAACACGCUACAUGUAUGCUGACAGUGGAACUCUAUGCGUGGCAAAUAAGCCCAGCAGUACCGGGUGACAACAGUGUUGAAAACUGUAUUUAAAGGGUUAAGGGGGUCUCUGAGGAACGCGUACUAUGAAAUUGGAGCCUUUACUCUACAAUAAAUCUUCGCCAGGGCUCAGGGAUUACAUGCUAUCUGGCUUGCUAGAUACAAGAGAUUCAUACUCAUUGUUUUGAAAUUUUUUUCGUAUUCAUUGUUUUUGAAGGGCAAAUAACAAAAAAAAUCAUCUCUUUAAUUUUAAACCUCCAAUGCCAUGAUAGUUAUUUUGUCAUAUUUCAAAUUGGUAUUACUUCCAAUUCUUUUAACCUACACCUUAUAUUUAAAAAAUUUAAAAACCCACUUAAUUCCAAUUUCAGCUAUCAAAUGAAUUAUUUAUGAAUUGAACAUAAGGCUUUUUUCAUAUCAAGUCUAAAAAAUAUUGUAUACGAAUUUACAUUUAUAGUAAUCCCUGCUUUCUACAUUUUAUUUCAUUCUGAAGCAACUACUUUCUUUUAUAGUCCAGACUUGCAUUAGUUUAAAUAUAUCUACUGCAAAGUGUAUAGAGUAUUCUUUGUAUUCUAAGGAAAGACAACAUUUUCUGAUUUUAAAACAAAUUUAUUGAUUGUUCGGAUAUUUGUAGCUCUGUUUAAACUAGAUAUAUUAAAUACAACACAUUAAGUAUGUUUCUUUAAAAUUACUUAAAACAUAAAUAUGAUGUCAGCUCCACAUCUGAUGAAUUCAAAUGUACCAAAGAAUUAUAAUGGGACACUGGUUUUUUUCAAUUUAAGGUACAUAAGUUGAAGCUAUUACUUUUUUAAAUGAUUCUUCUACAAUCAAGAUGAAAUUUACUAAUUAUUUAUUGUUAUGUUUUAAAUUUACUCAUUUUCUUCAUUUAUUUCAACACCUUUUUCUGAUAAAUUACUAAUGUCUUGUUGCAGUUAUUUCAAAUUUGAUAACGGCUUUUUUGACAACUCUAAUCUGGAUUAAAAAGCUGCUUGAAUGGGUGAGGGCCAUAGAUGUUGUGUUUGAAGUAAUGACAAGUGGUGUCUGUUUUUCUAUAAGCUUUAAUUCUACUAGUUGAUGAGCAUAAAAUAUGAAACCAGAUGUGUUUGGUUAUUUGUCAAAGUGUACUUUAAGUACAACCUAGAUUAAAACAAUUAGUGUAAAAUUGUAAUUAGUUAUAAAAUUAAGGACUAUGUACAAAUAUAAAUAAAAAUGUUGAUUAAUUGUUUUAUAAGAAAACUACUUAAGGUUACUAUCCUCCAUAAAAUUGACUAGUUUGAACAGAAUAUGGUUAUAUAAAUACAGGUUAAAGCUUUGUUUUGGAAUAUUUUAUUGUAUAAUGUAUGCAGUGUAGAAACAAAUAUAUUUGAGCAAGAUUUUAUUUCGUUGAGUUACCUUAAUUGUGAUUAUGUUAUAAAAAAUUAAUAUUUAUGUUGUUUGAACUCAUGCAGUUGUUUACGACUGACUGAGUAAAAACAGUGAGGAGCCUAUUAUUUGUUUGUGAAUUAAAAAAAAAAUAUUUAUAAUCACUUCUCAGUGUAUGAUUUUGACAAAACGCAUGGAUAUUUAUUUAUUAUACUUUACGUAAAUUAAACACUAAAAAGUACAACAGAGAAAAACUGAAGCCUGAUGUAAAUGUUGUAAAUAUUGACAUUUUAUGUUAAUUUUCAAUGAAACCUGUGGUAGGAGUCAAGUAGUUUGAUGUUUGGAUCCCAAAAACUUGUUUAUAUUCAAUGUUUUAACAGAAAUUAAUAUAACUUAAAAAUAUGAUUAUAUUACUUUUGUGUAAAUAUUUCAACAAAUAUAUUAAAAAGUACAUUUUACAUUA
Homalodisca vitripennis (glassy-winged sharpshooter) is the source of this 12361-nucleotide messenger RNA. Its product is annotated as inactive histone-lysine N-methyltransferase 2E-like. The coding region runs from base 377 to 4795 and encodes 1472 amino acids. The transcript has 23 exons. The record is from RefSeq and is a predicted model, not a curated record. Gene Ontology annotation, molecular function: protein binding. Lineage: Eukaryota; Metazoa; Arthropoda; Insecta; Hemiptera; Cicadellidae.